Molecule: messenger RNA, 2585 nt
Organism: Penaeus vannamei (Pacific white shrimp)
Lineage: Eukaryota; Metazoa; Arthropoda; Malacostraca; Decapoda; Penaeidae
Product: alkylated DNA repair protein alkB homolog 8
Biological process (GO): tRNA methylation; tRNA wobble uridine modification
Cellular component (GO): cytoplasm; nucleus
Molecular function (GO): tRNA (5-carboxymethyluridine(34)-5-O)-methyltransferase activity; S-adenosylmethionine-dependent methyltransferase activity; tRNA binding
Source: RefSeq, a predicted model, not a curated record
UAUGCUGAGUUCCGUCUGCCAUGAGGACCUGGUGGCUCGCAAAAGUGACAUUACUGUUAUUCUUUCACUUUCCGUUUAUAGGAUUUAACAUGACCACCGAACUCCUAUGAAUAUUAGACGUGUUAUCAUUUGUCAUGAGAGCUGUGUUUCGUUGACCAUAUAUUGUGCAAUCUAGACUGAGAAGGGUGAAUACGGCAACAUACGUUGAAGGUUAUUGUGCCUUAUAACAGUUCUGUCCAAAUAAUGAGUGGGAAGAGAGACAAGGCUCAGAAAAAAAUAGCAAGAUGUCUUGCUAUACUUCAGCGAGAUUUGCCAGACAUUCAGCCAUCAGAAACUCCAACAAAGUUUCUCUUCAUAGGGAAUGCCGGGCUAACCACCAAUGCUGAUGAAUCCUCACUGGUCGAGUUGAUAACCAGAACAGGAACCAGUUUGGAAGCCAUAAUGCUGAUACCAGGCAAGCAGUACAGUUUUGCCUGCUUUGCCUCUGAGGACCAAGCCAAACAGGCAUUCGAAUCGGCUCAUGGACAGAUGGACUCCCCUGGGGCCUCUUCACCUGUAUAUAUGGCUUAUGUAGAUAAAGUGCCUCCCAAGCCAGCUGAGCAACUCACUCCCCCACCAGGACUUCAAAUAGUGGAAAAUUUUAUAUCCGAAGAUGAGGAGAACAUGUUGAUGAAUCUCAUCGACUGGGGAGAGAAACCAGGAGAUAAGGCGGAAGGAAGUUUGCUGAAACACCGUCAAGUGCGGCACUUUGGCUACGAGUUCAAGUAUGGCAGCAAUUCUGUGGACAAGGAUAACCCACUGCCAUUUGGUAUACCUGAAGCCCUGAAUGGCAUAGUUAGGAGGAUCGUUGAGCAAGGAUGGAUGCCUGUACCCCCAGAUCAGCUGACAGUUAAUAGAUAUCUCCCAGGACAAGGUAUACCACCUCAUGUGGACACCCACAGAUCCUUCACAGAUGAGAUACUUUCCUUGAGUACAGGCGGAGGAGUCAUUAUGGAUUUCCGGCUUGGAGUGUCGGAAAAACAGCAACACCAUACCAUGUAUCUACCAUCAAGAUCUCUUUGUGUAAUGGCUGGACCUGCAAGGUAUGAAUGGACACAUGGAAUUUGCCCCCGCAUGACAGAUGUUGUGUCAGGAAAGAAUGGAAUUGCAGGACUGCAUCUUUGUCCUCGUCAGGAACGCAUAUCUUUUACCUUUAGAAAAGUUAGGGAAGGAGAAUGCAAUUGUGGUAACAGAAGAGUAUGUGACUCAGCCAUACAAAAUUCAGGCUAUGACCCAAACAAAGGUGCUGCUUCGUCUGAUUCCAUCUCUGAUGAUAUUCAAGCCAUGAGACUAGAGCAACAGCAUGUCCUGCAAGUAUAUGAUCAAAUUGCUGGACAUUUUAGUGCAACGCGAUACAAGCCAUGGCCAAACGUGUUGGAGUUUGUAAACUCAUUACCAUUAGGAGCUGCACUGUUAGAUGUUGGUUGUGGAAAUGGCAAGUAUCUCGGGCACAACGAGAAAAUAUUUCAGAUGGGAUGUGACACCAGCUAUGAAUUAGUCAAGAUUUGCAACACUCGUGGAUUCGAAGUCUUGACCUCCAAUUGCCUGCAGUUACCUUUUAGAGAUUCUACCUUUGAUGCUGUUAUAUGUAUAGCAGUUAUACACCACCUCGCAAGUGAGGAGCGUCGACUGGCAUCCCUAAAGGAAAUGGCACGCGUCCUUAGAAUAGGUGGCCAAGGUCUGGUGUAUGUAUGGGCAAUGGAACAACAGAGAGGAAAAAAGAAAUCUGCUUACCUCAAACAGAAUAAAGCUAACCGGAAGGAUGAAGGGCAUGGAGAAUAUGUGGGUGCAAAUGCUACUAGUGAUAUGGACACAGAGAGUGGAAAAAGUGACAGUUUCUCUUCAGGACUUAAAAAGGAGGUAAUGCAGGAGUCACCAAAAUCUCAGGUAUUACAGGAUGCGCCACUUCCUGUCCAUGUCAACCGCACAGAAUUUGUUCAGCAGGACAUGUUAGUGCCUUGGAAGCUUAAACCACAGAUAAAGAAAGAUACCAAAGAAAAGGGAAAAAACAAGAAAUCUGAUAGUAGCAGCAACAAUAUAUCAGAUAAUGAUAAGUCAAGUAUAGUUUGUGAUAAUCAACAACCCAAACAAGUUGAAAGUAAACAAGGAAAUUCAAGUACGGCAGCAUCUGUCUUAUGUGAUACAACAGUGGAAGGUCAGGAGCCUGUUUUCCAUAGGUAUUACCAUGUCUUUAAACAGGGAGAACUUGAAGCUUUGUGUGGCAAACUGGAAGGGUUAAAAGUUGUAAAGUCUUAUUAUGAUGAAGGAAACUGGUGUGUCAUUUUUGAGAAAUCUGGUUGAGAAUUGUGAUAAUAAAAAGAAAUUAGAGCAAAAGAAACAUUGUUUCUUAAAUAUUUCUAUUUGUAAUUUGGAAUUUGGCCAGCAUAACUAGGGAAAAGAAGUAUUAGUCCUUGAUUUUUAAAAAUUAUAUAUGAUUUUUAACACAAAAUUUUCUAUAUGCAAGGAAAUAUUUAAAUAGAUGGACAUACUUUAUCAACUCUUGUGCAUUUCACUUUUGUUUAGAAAAGAAAGUUUAUGAGAACAGG